GGAUCACUUUCCGAAUAUAUUUUUCUUCUGGCAACAUAAUAUACGUUAAAUUGUGAUGAUUGUGUUGCCGAACACGCGCCCGCACACACCGCAAUAAUACAACACAGCAAAUUAAAAAUAUGACGGAAACUGCAGACUAAGCACUGUGGUGAUCGGACCAAUACCUAUCGAAAAAUGUCUAUAUUUUAGUACGUAAUACACGUGUAACAAUAUCGUCAAUAUUAUCGAACGACAAAAUGAUGCAGGGGUUGUUGUCGAUGCUGAAGCGGUUGCGUUCGUCGCCGGACAAGGAGCUUCGCAUCCUGCUGCUGGGCCUGGACAACGCUGGAAAGACGACGCUGAUGAAGAAACUCGCGUCGGAGGACGUGUCGCACAUAACGCCCACACAGGGUUUCAACAUUAAGUCCGUGCAGGCGGAUGGCAUGAAACUGAAUGUGUGGGACAUUGGCGGGCAGCGCAAGAUAAGACCGUAUUGGCGCAACUAUUUCGAAUUCACUGACAUACUAAUUUACGUAGUAGACAGUGCAGACAGAAAACGUGUGGAUGAAACAGGAUUUGAAUUGAACGAACUGCUCAACGACGACAAAUUAUUAGGUGUACCAGUGUUGGUAUAUGCCAACAAACAAGAUUUGGCACUGGCAGCGAAAGCUUCGGAAAUAGCACAAGAACUGAACUUGCAUCUCAUUCGUGAUCGGCCGUGGCAAAUACAGGCGUGUUCAGGUAUACGCGGAGAAGGCAUCAAAGAAGGAUUGGAAUGGAUCAGUCAAAAUGUAAAAAAGAAGUAAUGAUGUUAAUUUAAUGAAUAUUUUUUUCACACUAAUUACUAUAGUUUGUUUCAUAGGUAUAUGUAAGAAUUACUAAUUAGUGUAAUAUUUUAUUAUCAUAAUAUUUUUUUAAACAUGUAAAAUAUAUAAAAAUAAAUAAAUAAUAUAUUAUAUAUUUAAAAUACGUUUUUGCUUAUAUCUAUCCCUGCUAUAUUCUAUACAGUAUAAUAUUAUGUUAGUUUAAGUGUAUAAUAAACUAUUACUAUGUGUACUAUACUACCUACAACUCUUAUAGCUGAAUAUUUUACUGAUGAAAGACUAAUGUUUUAUGAUUAAAAUUAAAUAAUUAUUUGACUUCUCUGAAGUCAAUAAAUCUUGGUAAAACAUCAAAACAAUAAUAAAUAAUAAUUAUUACUAGAAUUUGAUUUAUUUUAACAUUUCACAAAGACAUUGCAUCGGUGUAGGUAGGUACCUAUUAUAUGCAUUUCCUAAAAUAACUUAUACGUAGGUAAAUACGUGCAUUUGUAUUGCCUUUUAUGUCAGCGUGUUCAUUUUUAAAAUACAUUCAAAAUUAUAAAGAAAUAUUUGACUGCGUAUAUUAGAUUGAUUUGUAAAUCGCUUAUGAACAAUUAGUAUUCAUUUAAUAGUUUGUGAUAAAAAUAGUUUGGAUCGUCAUUGACAAGUGCAUCACUAUAGAAUCGAAAAAAAAUUGAUUUAUUGAGUACAUACCUAUUAUUAUUUAUCUCGUUGCGUUGUAUAAUAACAUCAAAAACAACGGUACACAAAUAAUUUAAUCAUAUAUUAUAGAAAACGAAUUACAAUAUCAAUUGAAUAUUCUAUGGAGCUAUUAAUUGGUGAACCAAUAUACACUUUAUCGAUAAUAAAAUAUUGUGUUAGCUUUUUUGCCAUUAGGACGGUGUAUUAUCAACAAACGG
This is a messenger RNA of Myzus persicae (green peach aphid), 1699 nucleotides long. RefSeq names its product ADP-ribosylation factor-like protein 3. The coding region runs from base 237 to 785 and encodes 182 amino acids. The transcript is spliced from 5 exons. Gene Ontology annotation, biological process: cilium assembly. The record is from RefSeq and is a predicted model, not a curated record. Gene Ontology annotation, molecular function: GTPase activity; GTP binding. Gene Ontology annotation, cellular component: microtubule cytoskeleton; cytoplasm. NCBI's taxonomy places the organism in Eukaryota, Metazoa, Arthropoda, Insecta, Hemiptera, Aphididae.